This is a messenger RNA of Durio zibethinus, 1043 nucleotides long. Its product is annotated as THO complex subunit 4A-like. The record is from RefSeq and is a predicted model, not a curated record. Gene Ontology annotation, molecular function: mRNA binding. Lineage: Eukaryota; Viridiplantae; Streptophyta; Magnoliopsida; Malvales; Malvaceae. Gene Ontology annotation, biological process: mRNA export from nucleus. Gene Ontology annotation, cellular component: nucleus.
CACUACCUGCACAAAUCUUAACUCUCCGGCUUCACUCUCAAAAAACCUCAAGAAAACCUAAGAGCAUUUCACCCAAAAAAAAAAGGAAAAAUCAAGAACUGACGUGAAUUUCCGAAAAUGUCCGGCUCACUGGACAUGUCACUCGACGAUAUCAUCCGUAAUAAAAGCCGAUCCGAAGGGCAUUCCCGUGAUUCCAGACGCAAACCCCGUCUCUCCGGUCCUGGCCCUGAUCGUCGUGCCCCCACUCGCGGCCCGCUCAGAACCAACCCGUACCCGGUUAGACAGCAAACGCAGAUGCAAAUACAGGUACCAGCAUUUCAGGGACAGUUGGUUUCGAGUGGAGGAUCUGACAUGGAGGGGAAGCUGUAUGUAUCGAACUUGGAUUACGGUGUUUCUAAUGAGGAUAUUAAGGUGCUAUUCUCUGAGGUUGGUGACUUGAAGAGGUACUCUAUUAAUUAUGAUAAGAGUGGAAGAUCAAAGGGAACGGCGGAAGUAGUCUUUUUCCGACAGACAGAUGCUUUGGCAGCUAUCAAGCGAUACAACAAUGUUCAACUUGAUGGGAAACCAAUGACAAUUGAGCUUGUGGGAGCAAAUGUUCUUAUGUCUUCUGCUCCUGUCCCUCCAACCAAAAGCGGCAUUAUGAGAAACCCCAAUGUGGCCUCUAAAAGGGCAUGGAUUCACAGUGAUGGUGGUGGUGGUGGUGGUGGUGGUGGUAGUAACGGACCUAACACCAGUGGUGCUGGCCGUGGUUUUGCUAGGGGAAAUCGACCGCGUGGACAGAUUGGUAAAAAACUAUCUGCAGAAGAUCUUGAUGCUGAGUUGGAUAGGUACCACUUAGAAGCUACACAAAUUAAAUGAUGUUUUCUCCUGCUAUUUGCUUGUGCAAUUACUCUUUGUCUAGGUAUAUUGGCUGCUUCUGUUUUGAGUUGGAAAUGGUGUCACUGACUUAUUGAGCAUGGUCUUUUGAAUCUAAUUACACUGUGGAUUUAACAUCCCAAUUUUGUUAUGAAGGUGACAGUGAUUAAUGCCUGUAUAUUCUCCCA